Molecule: messenger RNA, 333 nt
Organism: Recurvomyces mirabilis
Lineage: Eukaryota; Fungi; Ascomycota; Dothideomycetes; Mycosphaerellales; Teratosphaeriaceae
Exons: 2
Coding region: 1-333 (110 amino acids)
Source: RefSeq, a predicted model, not a curated record
AUGUCGUGGCUCGAGACACCGUCCACAGACGAAGACCUACAUGAUCCGUGGGAUACGAUCACUAUGCCUGAAGAAGCCGACAUAUCGCGCGGACGACUCCUGUACCGCACCGACCAGCCAUUCACACGUCCUCCACAAGACAACGAUGACAGGAUGGCUCUUGCUGUUCAGUCCUUCACCAAAGCAGUUGAGAUCAUGGGCGAGACGCUGGAUACCAUGCGUAAAACAGCUGUUGCAAUACGCAAAGCUACCAAAUGCCUAUGUGAGGCCCGGUCAUAUCAAGAUCUGUCCAACGGACACGAUAUCAAGUAUAAGCGUCGAAGUGAGGCAUAA